AUGCAUAACUUUUUUAUAAAAAAUUCAGAAAAUGCUAUUUUACAAGACAUUUCAGAAAAAUUCAACGGAACUUCUUUAAUAACUAGAAAUUGUAUAAAAUCUAUUAACUCUUUUCUUUAUUUUUUAAAUACAAAAGAAAUGAAUAAGGAUACCUUAAACAGCAUAUUAAUCCUUUUAUUGAAAUCUUUUCAAAGUAAGGAAUUAUACUUAAAACAAGUUGUUUAUAGUACACUUGUAGAGGUGUCAAAAUAUACAGAUCAGGGAUUUAUAGGAAUAAAUAUCAUUGUUAAAGAUUAUUCUCAAUCAAAGAUUAAACAUAAAAUUAUAAAAAGUUUAUUUUGCAUAAUUCCAGAGGAAAUGAUUAAUGAUUUUACAAAAAUGCUUAAAGAAGCUUUUUUAAGUAAUGAUCAGAAUUUGAUUAAUUCUGCUGUAAUUGUUUGUUUAUUUUUAUUGGAUAAAAAUUGUUCUAAAGUUAAAGAUCUUUUUAAGACUCUAAAUAUUACAGAUGACAUUUAUGGAUAUCAUUCAUUAAAUCUUUUGAAUCUUAGUAAUAAAAUUUUAGGAAAUAAUGAUAAAGGAUCUUUAAGAAAUAUAUUCAGUCAUAAAAAUGAGGCAGGAAUUUUAAGUGUAAGAUUAGCGACAAAAUUUAAAAAGUUUGAACUUUUUAAAAAUUUCUUAAAUUUAAGAAUUAGUGAUACGUAUGUCUUUUUUGAGGCGUGUAAACAAAUGUCAAUGAUUAAAGAGGAAUACUCCAUUUCUUAUAUUUCAAUGAUUUGUCAAGGAUUAAGAAGUUUUCUUAAAAACGGAAAUUUUUAUGAAAAAUUUGCUAGUAUAAAAAUUUUAUCAAAGUUAUCUACGUCUUUUCCUAGAAAAAUUGAAAUUUUAAAUAAAGAAAUAGAAGAGCUAUUACAAGAUACUAGCAAAAGCCUGUCAAUGUUAGCAAUUAGUACUUUGUUAAAAACUGGCACUGAAGAGACUAUUGACAGAUUAGUAAAAUAUUUACCAGAAUUUAUGGCAGAAAUGGAUGAUAAUUACAAAAUUGUUGGAUUAAAUGCUUUAUACAUUCUUACAACUAAGAAUAGUAGGAAAUUAGAUAUAUUUUUAGAUUUCACCAGAAAAUGCUUUUUAGAAAAAGGAAAUUUAAAUUUUAAACUUUUUAUUGUAAAUUUACUAAAAAAGCUUACUAAGAAUAUUGAAUUAUUAGAUACUGUUUUAGAUAUUUAUGUAUGUUAUUUAGAAGAUAGUGAAUAUCACGAAGUGAGUUCAGAAAUAUUAGGAAUUAUGAGUCAUGAAAUUUAUAAAUCGAAAAAUAGUAAAAAAUAUUUAUUACACGUUUAUAACCGAUUAAUUUUAGAAGAUGAAAAAAUAAAAAGUGCAGCUUUACAAUGCAUUUAUAAUUUAUCAGAUAAAAUGGAAAUUAGUGAAAGUAUUUUUGAAGAUAAUGAAGAUGAAAUUAUUAAUACAUUUUAUAUUAACAAUCUAAAAAAUAAUAUUCAUUCAGCGGAAGAUUUUGAAAUGUCUUCACUUGGUGAUUUACAACCUAAAGUUGAAACAUAUUUAAAAUCUUUUACAUUUGUAGAUAAUGAUGAAAAGAAAGUUGUACAUCAAGUUAAGGAAUGCAGAGAACUUUAUCUUUCUAAAGAAAAUGAUGAAAUUAAUGUUAAAUUAGUUAAAAAAAUAACAGAAAAUAAGAUUGUAUUAGAAUAUACGAUUGAAAAUAAAUAUGAAGAUAUUGAAAUAAAAAAUGGUGUAUUAGGAGUUAAAAUAAAAAAUAAAAUUACACCAUUGCCUUUUAAUCACCUAAAGCCAUCUCAAUCUAUUACAUUAGAAUUAGAUAUCGAUUCUGAACCAGAUUUGACAGUAUAUGGAACUCUUGAUUAUGAAAUAUGCAUGGUAGAUGAUUAUUCUGAAGCAGAAAGUGAAUCUAUGUCUUUGUUACCUUAUCAAAUUACUAUUUUUGAUUUAAUGAAGAAUAUUGAAAAAGAAAAAGGACAGUACAGUGGAUCAAUUAAGAUUACUUUAAAGACUGAUUUGGCAGGAGGAAGUAAAAAGAUUUUAGAUUUGAUUAAUUUAAAAAUAUAUUCGCAGAAUAAUUUUAAUAAUUGUAAUCAUCUUCAAUUUUGUGGAGAAUAUAAUAAUUUAGGAUGUUUUAUUGAUUGUACUAUUGAAUUUGAUAAAGUUUGUAGGUGUAAUAUUGAGAUAUGGAAUGACAGUGAUGAGUUAUUAGAAAGACUUUUAAAAUAUUUUGAAUAA
This is a messenger RNA of Vairimorpha ceranae, 2253 nucleotides long. Its product is annotated as vesicle coat complex protein sec21 gamma subunit. Gene Ontology annotation, cellular component: Golgi membrane; endoplasmic reticulum; COPI vesicle coat. NCBI's taxonomy places the organism in Eukaryota, Fungi, Microsporidia, Nosematidae. The transcript has a single exon. Gene Ontology annotation, biological process: endoplasmic reticulum to Golgi vesicle-mediated transport; intracellular protein transport; intra-Golgi vesicle-mediated transport. The record is from RefSeq and is a predicted model, not a curated record. The coding region runs from base 1 to 2253 and encodes 750 amino acids.